AUGUCUGAAAGACAAGAUAAUAAGAAAUUCACUCGUCCUGGUGGCAUAAAUACUAUCCAAGUCGAUGCUGCUAGACAGGUGCAUAUGAGGACUAUGCAGGCUAGAAUUCCUGGAGGAGGAUCUACCACUCAAUCAUCGACAUCCCGUUAUAAAGUACCACAAACUACAAUGAGCAAUAGUGGACCUCGUACUCCCACAGCAAGCAGAAUGAUACCACCUGCAAGACAUAUAUGUAACAAUCCUAAUAACCCACCUUGUGCUAACUGUGGAGGUGUAAUUAUUCCGUCGCCAAAGGCGUUUUUACCAUUGGAGGAUCGUCCAUCGAUGUCUAUCAAUAAUUGGACCAUUUCAUCAAAGAAGAGACCUAUUCUGAAUGCUGAAGAACUACAUAAUUGGGAAACAAAAGAGCUAAGAGGGUUAGGUGCAUUACCUGAGAUGAUAUUUGGUAACAAUUUUAUUCGAGUUAUGAAUACAGAACAUAAAUGGGGAAUUGAAUACAAUACUCUGGAUGCUUUGAAGAUGGUAGCAUUAUCAGAUUCAGGGAUUCGUGUAGCUCAUUCAAAGGCAUGGUUAGACUCUAAAUUACAACAGCAGCAGAAUAACGCUGAAGAUUCAUCGGGUAUCGAUAUGGAGAAUUCAUUGAAGAUUGUCAAAAAUUAUGACUGGACGUAUAGCACGGAGUAUGAAGGUACUGUCGUUGGAGAUAAUAAAGAUAAGUACAGUUUCAAAGUAGAUAAUAACUUGACAUUACCCGUCGACAAAUUGUCAAAGCAAGAUAAAAUUCUUUAUUUUGAUGAGAUGGUUCUCUUUGAAGAUGAGUUAGCUGACUGUGGUGUUUCAAUGCUUAAUGUGAAGAUCAGAGUCAUGAAUGAAAGAUUGCUACUGUUAAGUAGAUUUUUCUUAAGGGUAGACGAUGUAUUAUUAAGAGUGUAUGACUCAAGGAUAUAUGUAGAGUUUGAUGACAACAUAGUCAUGAGAGAGAUUAAGAAGUAUGAAGGAAACUACAAUGAUAUUCUAGCUAAACAUCACAUUUCACAUUCGCAUGAUCCAAAGGCUGCGUUAAGAGACAGCAAUUGGGUAGCUGAGCAUACACCGAUUAUCGAUAGAAGAUGUGAAGUAAUGACAUUUAAUGAUUAA
This is a messenger RNA of Maudiozyma barnettii, 1137 nucleotides long. It is a transcript of the gene TIP41, whose product is annotated as Tip41p. NCBI's taxonomy places the organism in Eukaryota, Fungi, Ascomycota, Saccharomycetes, Saccharomycetales, Saccharomycetaceae. Gene Ontology annotation, cellular component: cytosol. Gene Ontology annotation, biological process: TOR signaling. The transcript has a single exon. The coding region runs from base 1 to 1137 and encodes 378 amino acids. The record is from RefSeq and is a predicted model, not a curated record.